AUUAAUGAACUGGGGCGGAUGGGCGGUACCUGUCUCUCGGCGGGACGACUAAUUACAUCGCGGCCCGUAAUUACCUCAUUAGUAAAUAAUACAGCUACGUCGUAUUCAGAAUCACUGCCCGAUGUCUUACUUCAUUUAAUAAUCGCCUUGGUCUUUCCCCGCUCGUAAUGAGAACGUGGACGCGCCAUAAAAGCGCGACGCUUGCCGGCGCCUGUGUGGUUUCACUCCUGCGCACACUGCGAUGCUGCGGGUUCUGCCGGCUGCCCCCCAUGGCAGCGAAUGGACCCCCGCCCUCCCUCCUCACCCGCAUCGCACGCGCAACCCAUGACGUCUACUGCGGCUUCGCGCUUGCGGUAACCACGACGUAUCUGAUCCAAGAGCUCAUCUACGCUUAUCUGGAGCGCGGCGACAUGGAUACGCUGGCGCGUGUAAUGUUCCUCCUACUCUGUCAUGUGACGUCUAUUGCCAAGCAAAUCAUCUUCAUGGCGCGUGCAUCUCGCAUCGCCAAGCUCGUACAAGACCUUGAUGAUAUGGCAUAUAAUCCGAAAGAGACGACAAGAAAAAAUCUCCUUAUAGAAAGAGCUCAAGGAGCGUCGCGGCUUGGAACGGCUUACGCAGGAACUGCAGCGGUAACCUGUCUCUUAUGGACUAUUUUCCCAUUACUAGCGCGCUUGGGCGGCGCGCGCGUUACUUUCGCUUUAUGGGUACCCUUUGACUGUUACUCCUGGCUUGAGUUCCUUUUUAUUCUCCUGUACACGCAUUACGUCAACUCGUUGGUUGGAAUUGCGAAUACCACUAUGGACACCUUCAUAGCCACCAUACUCGGACAGUGCAAGACGCAGCUUACCAUACUAAAAAUGGACUUUGAGUCGUUGGCAGAGAGGGCAAAUGAAAGGGCACGUCAAACUGGAGAGCAAGUAGGCGUUGCGGCGGCAGCACUCCUCGUCCACUGUAUUAAGCACCACCAUAAGAUUUGCGACACGUCGCGAGAGGUGCAAGCGAUAUUUGGCGGAGCAGUGUUGCUACAGUUUGGUAUUGGCGGUUGGAUUCUCUGUAUGGCGGCUUAUAAAAUUGUAGGCCUUAAUGUGGCCUCUCUGGAAUUUGUGUCAAUGGUGAUGUUCCUAAUGUGCAUUCUUACCGAGCUCUUUCUUUACUGCUAUUAUGGCAACGAAGUUGCUGUAGAGAGUGCACAAGUGAGUGAUGCGGUAUACAGGAUGGAAUGGGUGGGGCCAGAUGGGGUCGGAAAAGAAGUACGGCGCGCCUUGCCCUUUGUCAUAUGUUGCAGCGCCGGUGCCGCUCGUCGCCCUCUGCGGCCCGCUGCGGUCUUCAUCCCGCUUUCGCUUGAGACUUUCGUCACGAUUAUCAAGUCGUCGUACACAUUCUACGCGAUGCUGCGACAGACCCAGCGUUGAUGUCACUGUGUGUGGAAAAACCGUCAUCAAAGAAUCACUUUAUUACUUA
Cydia fagiglandana is the source of this 1461-nucleotide messenger RNA. Its product is annotated as odorant receptor 94b-like. NCBI's taxonomy places the organism in Eukaryota, Metazoa, Arthropoda, Insecta, Lepidoptera, Tortricidae. The record is from RefSeq and is a predicted model, not a curated record. Gene Ontology annotation, molecular function: olfactory receptor activity; odorant binding. The transcript is spliced from 9 exons. Bases 168 to 1412 code for a protein of 414 amino acids. Gene Ontology annotation, biological process: detection of chemical stimulus involved in sensory perception of smell; sensory perception of smell. Gene Ontology annotation, cellular component: plasma membrane.